CUCAAAGAGGGAAGACAGACAAGAUGUUCGUCCUGAGAGAUUUACGUGUUUUCAUCCCGUGUGUGGUUCUCCUCAUCGUCCAGUCCAGCCAUGGUUCUGAGAUUAUUGAAGGAAAAGAAGUAAAGCCACACUCGCUGCCUUUCAUGGCUCUGCUGCAAACGAAUGUCUGUGGAGGGAUACUCAUUGAUCCAAAAUGGGUCCUGACCGCUGCCCACUGUGAUAUCAUUACGGAAGUGGUGCUGGGGGUGCACUCCAUCGAUGCAAUGGAAACUAACUCCCGGCAGGUCCUAAGGGUAAAGAAAAGAUAUCCUCAUCCCUUCUAUGAUAAGAAAACACACGUCAAUGACCUCAUGUUGCUUCAGCUUGACAAACCAGCGAAGGAAACCGGGACAGUGAAAUUUCUCAAGUUGGGCGAUUCCAUCAAAGACCCCAUGGCUGGGAACAAAUGUCUGGUGGCUGGAUGGGGAAUAACAGAGAGCGGGAAAAUGUCUGAUGUCCUGAUGUCCGUUAACGUGAUUGUGGUCGACCGAAAGAAGUGCAACUCUUAUUACUACUACAACCACGACCCUGUCAUCACUGAUAGCAUGAUAUGUGCUGGUUCGAAUGGUAAAAACCAUGCAGAUACUUGUCAGGGGGACUCAGGAGGGCCGCUGUUGUGUAAUGGAGCGCUGGUUGGAGUCACUUCUUUUGGAAAGGGGUGUGGCGUGAUCAACAAACCAGGAGUGUACGCGUUUCUCACACCAAGUCACCUCACAUGGAUUAAGAACACAAUGAACAGGGGUGCAAUGUGAGCUCUGCCUCACUUUGAGUAUCCUCCGCUCGUUGAUGCUCAUUUAUUAUUUUAGAUUUGCAAUCAGUGGCUUCUUUUCUGCUUUUCCGUAUUAGCAUCCCCAGCUGGCCUUCUUUAUUUUGCCUCCUCCAAAACCAAAUAUAUUGAUGAAAAUGUGUAGAUGGACAUUUGUUUUUAACAAGGCUCAAAUGAAAUGAUUAAUUCCACAGAGUUUAAGAGAGGCUAAUGUCUAGUUACAGAUAAUUAGAUUCAGUUACAACUAUUGCAUCCUUUGUGUAGGUAAUAAUGAUCAUGUUUACAUGGUCAAUACUCCGUCAUCUAUUAUCAUAUAUCAGUCAAAGUGGUUCUGCCCACCCUUGAGCUUCAAUGUGAUAGAAAUAUCAAUCUCAUAUAUAAACCACGGGCCUCAGAAACACUGACGUUGAGUUAAUAAAAGGUUGGUAUUCCUCAGGGCAGUUGCCUUGGACCACUGUUUCACUCUGUUUAUGUGAAAGAUCAACAUACAUGAAGCCAAUUAGAAAUGAAAAACCUUUUAUUGUUCAUGUAUGACCCAUUGCUUCCUUAUUGCAUGUGAACUCUUUGAGACGCAUUAUUAUUUCACAUCCUAAUUGCAUUAAAGCUUUGUCAUUCAAUC
Molecule: messenger RNA, 1424 nt
Organism: Mugil cephalus (flathead mullet)
Lineage: Eukaryota; Metazoa; Chordata; Actinopteri; Mugiliformes; Mugilidae
Product: granzyme K-like
Exons: 5
Coding region: 24-791 (255 amino acids)
Biological process (GO): proteolysis
Molecular function (GO): serine-type endopeptidase activity
Source: RefSeq, a predicted model, not a curated record